CGAGUUGCGAGGAUGACGUCUGAGCUAUAUAAAUGUUUUAAACUGGACUAUAACUGUAGGGAGCCACCUUAAAAUACCUGAAGCGAAACGUGAUAUGCAAUCUUCCUGCGGCCUGCUUGUCAAAGUUGAAUACAACAUAGAUCUAAGAUCUUAAUUGAUGUUAUUGUCCUUCGCAUUUGCUUGAUUCAAUCAUGAAGUUAGAUGGUUCUGUAGCAGUUGUUACUGGUGGAGCGAGAGGAAUUGGAAAAGCAAUCACGAAAGCCUUGUUGCAGAAUAAAGCAAAGGUGAUAUGCAUGUGGAUGUUAUUAUAUUUAAACUGCAUGAUUGUUUACUUGGCCUCUUGACUGAAUACUGAUUUCAAAAGUAAUCUUUUUGAAUAUUGCUCCGUUAAGGAGUUUGUGAAAUAAACAAGACGCCUUAUUGAACGUUUGAUCGCUGGUAUGUUUAAAUACAGCGCAAUGCCGCGAUGGAAGCCUGCAUAGAUUUAACGAUGAAGGUGCGAGUAAAGCUAUAUCUGUACGUUUUAAUACACUGCACCGCAUAGCUUCCGGUAGCGACGUGAAAAACACCUAUCUGUACCUUUUUGGAACCCUAUUUUCAGGGGAAUUAUUGCAACGAAGAGAUGCAUGUUGUGUGAAAGUUGUAGCUACAUUUCGUAUCGGAUAUAGGUACUGUUUCGCGUCGCUACAGCAAGCUAUCUGGAAUAGCUAGUGUAAACGUAGCCUAUGUUUAUAAAAGUAUGUAGCGUGUCUAUUUGCGCACUAUAUGGUAGUAAUGCAGACAAAUUGCUCCUAAAUUACACUCCUUUGCAAGUGAAGUUUUUUCUGUGUGCCUUCAAGGGCGAUUGCACAUUGUGCAAUACCGUGCAAAAGUUCUCAUUAAACAUUGAAGUACUCGCGCAUUGUUCAAAAUUCAUGAGCACAUUAGCACAUAUCUUGGUGCAAUAUGAUCUUAAAUUUAAUAUGAUCAUACAUAAUUAAAUUAAGAAAAUUCCUCUGAGCCUCUCGUACAUCUAUUUGUAUACGGUUAUAAUGCUGUAACUCAACAAUGUAGAUUUGCUUUACAAAACGCUUUAUUAAGGUCGCCUUCCAGAUCAUUAGUGUAAUAUAAACAAGUAAGAACAUUAAUUAGGCACAAAUAUUUUACCGGGCUUAACACUGUAGGCAUGUGUUUGUAAAAGGCUUAGUAAUAAAGCCGGUUAACGACGAGCAAGUUUCCUAACGUACAACACAUUUUCUAUAAUAAAUCUAUAUGGAAAUUGACAAGCUUUCAGUCAACCUGAUAUUCAAGGUUUUCACUUCCGCUACCCCCGAAAUCCGCUGCAGCGAAAACCCUAGUCUCCCUCGCAGACGUUCUUAUUGGGGCGAGCCCCACAGUUUGGUGGCUCAUCGAGGUCAAGCGCAAUGCAUUAUGGUCGGUUGCACAUACGUACGUUCGUACGUACGUACGUACAAGGAACUUUUCCUACAUUUUCCUACAGUGAUUUAAAUCCUACCGGCCUUUCGCCUCACACCGGCUAUUUUGAGAACUUUCAGUCCAACACUGCAGUGAUUUACAGUAAAUUUUACGGGCCUUUCGCCUCUCACCGGCUGACAAUUUUUCAUGCGACAUGCGAUGAAAUAUAUUCUUCAUGCCAAAGAACAAAUGGAAGUUGGAAUGGUCAGUAUUAUUUACGGUGGUCAGUAUUAUAAUCCUCGCUAACUAACGUCUGCUGAAUCGAGCUGCACAUUCCAUUCCCUCCGAUCGACCAAUCACAGCGAACCUUCUAUAUUUCGGAAAGUGAUUUAGGGGCGGAAUAAAUAGUACAUAAAUAUUUUUGAAAGCAGUCGUCGGUUGAAUUUUGGCCAAAAUUGAGCAUAAAUUGAAUUUAAAGACAUUGAUACUUGUCUGGGAAAUUAAAUCCAUAAUUAUUAGAUUCGGAUAUUAAAGAUGUUUGGUUAUAUUUAAAACGUGGACAAGAUGGCAUACUGUAUGAAUCUAGUGGCGACAUGAGCAUCAAAUGCUGAAUAUAUUUCGCUGAAAUUUGAACCUUUGACAGAUGUUUAUCUUUAAGACAACAAAACUCAGAAGACAGAAAAUUUGAUAUAAUACUGUGGCUUAUAGAAAGCGAAAUAUUAGUUUCAAAGUAAACUAAUUUGCUGUUUGAGCAACCACUUCUGACUUCUGAAUGUAAACACAACACAAAUAUAAAACCCGAGAAACUUUUAAAUGCGCCGAGAUGAAUUUCUAAUUCGCCCGAACUUCGAAACGUUUAUAUACAUCUAACUGCGCUAUACUUUUCUACAUGACAAUUACUAGAGCUUAAUCUAGUGGCGGAGAUUCACUUUUUCCGUUGGGGUGGGGGCAAAGACUCCUAAAUUUCCGACAAAACUUUCAAAUUUCCGACAACCCCCCCCCCCAUUUGCACUCAAAAAGACUGUUUUUAGCCCUCUUUUAGGUCAAAAUUUCCGAAAAUUCGGCAAUUUUCCCACCAAGAUUUCCGCUACUGGCUUAAUCUUUUAGAAUUUUUCGUCGAAGCCAUGGCAUAUAUUUGCUGCCGAAGGCAGCACACUAUUCUUAACAUGAAGUAUUGCGUUUACGUGUGUCCCAGUCUCUUUGGCCGAGUUAUGUAUAUUAGCCGAACGAAAACUCGAUUUUUGCAAUGUACGAAUGUACGGAUGAUCAGAUUUAUGACGUAUUUUGACGUCACCGAAAUUUUAGAAAGUAACAUACUCCAGAUCGCGAUUUGACUUUCCGAACAUUAUCGAAAUCACAAGAGUGGUAAAUUUGUCUUUCGAGAUUUGCACGCGCGGGGUUGAUUUUAUGUACCACGUGAUGAACUUUUUGAACACCUCGUGACUGCUUCGAAACUUUCAACGGCGUUCGUAAACAAUCUGCGAUGUUCUGGUGGAAUUGAUGCUUUAAUGAUUGAGAAAAUUAUUUUUAGAUCUCUUUAAUAGUAAUACUUUUGACUAUGUUUCAAGAAAUGAAGGUAGAGUCUACAACAUUCUUGAACUGACACAAAAUACACAAAUAUUCAGGUUGUUUUGUACCGCCUUACGUGGGGUGGGACAGCAUCAAGUGACAAAUUAUCGUCGGACUUGAUAUGCUGUCCCACCCCGGAUAAGGUGGUAUUGUCAGUAUGUAUUGAUUACGUCACGUCCACGAUCGUGCCCGAGCGGCCCUAAGUAUUUUGAAAAUAUCCGAAAUUGAGGAGAUUUUGUUUCCGUUCGUCGCUAAAUUUGCCCAAGCUACGAUCAAACCAUAUUAUUUAGAAAGAGAAAUCUUUGUGAAAAGAUGUAAUCGAAUUUGUUUUGCCGUACGACAAAUUUGAGCGGAGAUAUUUGACUUUGAAGGCGAUGCGCCUGUGAUUAGCCUUUUACUGUUAUAUUAUACAUAAUGAGCACACACAAUGUAGGCCACAGAAAAUGUUACAUCAACCGCUCUAAAUGAGCUCAUGGAGUAAUUAAAAGAAUGCAAAGGUAUUAUACUAUCAUGUCAACGAUAUUUUAUUGUUAAAAUGUAUUUAUUUGACUAAUUUGAGAAUGUUUUUAGAAUAGUUUUGGUUGACUAUAAAUUUGUUUAUAAAAACCGUUAAAAAACCCGCAACACUUGAUCAUUCAUUCUGAGAUUGGGCCGCCUGUGGUUGAAUCUCACGAACACCACCAUGGACCCACAGGGGGCCCCACUAUGAGUUAUGAUUGAAAUAAUAUUGUAUUUAUUUUUAAAAACCUACUUGAACCCCUUGAUAAUCGAUUAUUUCUUCUCUCGAAAUUCUGUAAACAUUUUAAACUGCUUGGAGUCAUUAUACUAUCACUCUACAUGACGUUUCACGAAGUAUAGAUGGUCGCUGACAAGUAAGGCCGCGGGCGCGAAAAGACGAAGGCGGGGAAAGAAGGGAGAAUUGAACUAAAGGGUUGAAACUUCGGCGGGUCAUCGUUUGAUGUGUUCCAUAAGUAGGUUGUUCUCCGGAAAUUUCGCACGGGGCCCCAAUGUGAGUUAGGAUUGAAAAAAUAUUGUAUUUAUUUUUAAGAACGUACUUGAAUCCCUUGAUCAUUCAUUAUUUCUGUAAACCUUUUAAAUGGCUCGGACUCAUUAUACUUGACGUCACGAGAACAACCUACUUAUGGAACACAUUGUGCGAAAAAACCCUUCGAGUGUUUCAUGUAAAAACAUACGAAAAAUCAAUCGUUUAUUGAAUCUACUACAUUGUGAAGAUAUAUCCAAAAAGACAAAGAAUCUGCAAAAAAAUAUUCGAAAACACAAAUAAAUUGUGAAUUUUAAUUUUAAGGCAUUUAGAAAUGUCAUCUAGUCGAAGUUUCAACCCUUUAGUUUAAUUCUCCCUUCUUUCGCCGCCUUCGUCUUUUCGCGCCCGCGUUCUUACUUGUCAGCGAUCAUCUAUACUUCAUGUAGAGUGAUAGUAUAAUGAUUCAAGCAGUUUAAAAUGUUUACAGAAUUUCGAGAGAAGAAAUAAUCGAUUAUCAAGGGAUUCAAAUAGGUUUUUAAAAAUAAAUACAACAUUAUUUCAAUGUCAUAACUCAUAGUGGGGCCCCCUCUGCAUGGACCAUGAUAAUUUGUUAAAUUUGUAAACACCUAAAACACGUUGCCUGCUGUAGAUUUUGUAGCUGGCUUGCCGAAAAUGUUAUGUCUGGCUGUUUAUCGAAAUAUUUUUCAAGGUAUUAAAGAUAAAAGUUUAAUCACAAAUAACGAUCUGUUUUGGUCGAAGUAUUUUACCCGUUGAAACUUGAAACGAAUGAAUUAACUCAUUAUUCCCGGGCCAUUAAACUAUAUUUAAAUUAUUUAAAUUUUUGAGCUCGCAGAUUGUCAGUUUGUAAAAAAUCUGAACAUCGUACUUCAAAGUAUAAAUAUUAAAUCACAGUGAUAGUUUAUUAUUAAUAUUGUUAUUUAAUAUGGGAAUAUCAAUUGAGCAGUAUCGUGACUGCAUUGGAAAACACAAUUGUAUACGAAUGAAAAAUUAUCUGACUAAACAUAUUAACUUACCAGCAGUUACAUGUAAUAACAUGUCAACAGACUUUUGUAAAAGGUAUGACGGUCUGUAAAAAUAUAUCUCUGAGAUAUGUCCAUUGUUAGCAAUAAUAUGAAAUGUCCUACCAGCCUACAUUAAUAAAUUCACCUGGCUGUGUCACUAAAGUACUCAGGGUAUACUAUAAUUUUUGAUAAUUAAUACUCACAAUUUCAUGUAUUAUAUAGUUUUGCAGUUCUUGCUGAGUACAAUCAGGGGCGGCGCUAACCCUCUUCGAGUGGGUGUGUGUGAGUGAUCUUUUGCCGACUGUUGUUUGGUAAUUUUGCCGAAUCAUUAGCCUAUAGUAAAUGUGCAUGUUUAAGGGGCGGACCAUUUGAUUUUUUGGGAGGGGGGGGGGGUUGGAAGAUUCAGACUGUGCAAGAAUUUUUUUUCCACCCAAGGGAACAAGACAGAUAUUUUUUUCCUGUAAAAGUGCAGCGCAAGAUUUUUUCCCCCAUAUAUUUCGCGGCAGAAUAUUUUUUUUGCGCUUUCAUAUAGCUAUCGUCAGAGACGUAGCCGGGGUUUUCAGUCAGAGGAGGCCGAGAACUGAAUCCCAAGAGGGGCCAAGGAAUUUUCACUGUGCUUUAUUUUACUAUGGUUAUGUCUUAUUGUUUCCCACACUAAAGCGUGCAGGUUUACUUACAAAAAAUGUAUAACUGCACCAAAACCUAAAACAUGCAGGGAUAGAGUAGAGUACUCGAAAAUGGGGGAGGUACAGUAUAUGAAUGACCUGUAACCUUGGGGUUUCGGGGGCAUGCUCCCCCGAGAAAAUGUUAAAAUUUGAACCUCGGAAAUGCUAUUUCCUGCGUUUUCAGCCAUGGAUUCGUCCACGACAACUUUGCUGUACUAAGCCUAAGGAACACUUACUGUCCUUUAUUUUAAAAUCACAAAAUGAGCUUUCAUUAAUAUGUAAUAAAACAAGAUUUCAAUAAUGCGAUUUUUAACUGCCCUCCGAAACAAUGUUCCGCCAAAUAUAGCUCGAUCUGUAGCUUUUCAAUCGUUCAUACAGAUAGCUUGUUGGGGAUCGGGUUGCAUCCUCUUCAGAAUUUUUUUAAAAUCUAGACUCUCUAAACUGGCAUUUUCGCAUUAAAAUCAUCGUAUAUGCAGUACGUUCAACUUGCAUCCUGUAGAUGGGCCUUUGAAGCUUUAAUAGUUUAACUUUGGAGCUAUGUUAUCAAAAAACGCACACCCAGACUCAACCAUCCAAAAAUACUUUAUCUACCAUGCAUAUUAGAUAUGUAUAAACAACUUUCUCAGGGGGGGCAACAAUUUUGCGGUUUUUGCCAGGGAACGCCACCGGCUAUCGUAUGUUAUAGGCUCCAAAGGCGGUAGAAUCCCUGUGAUGUUGUCCACUAUUCACCCCGUGUUCUUUUAAGCAAAUGUGCCUGCUCAAAAAGGCAAAAUCUUGCAAGCCUGUGGACACAAUACUGAAGUGAAGAACGUUGAGCGCUCUCUUUUGCAUGAUAUUCUUUUUUCUCGAUUAUAUUUCUCGAUUCUCGAUUAUAUUGAUUUUUUUCUUUCUCCUUGGAUUGCAGGAGUUUUUUUCUAAAAUCUUCCAACCAACCCCCCCCCCCUCAAAAAUCAAAUGGUCCGCCCCUAAAUGCGCUUUAUUACCCUCUAUUAAGCCGGUUUUCCACUAGCGAAUUUUUCCGCGCGAAGCGACCUUUUUCCUUUGUCGGCAUCCAUUUUGAAGCCCUCGAAAACCGUCAAAAUUGAGAUCGGCAAAAAAGGGCCGACCUAAAUCUGACCUAGGUCGGCACGUCUCGGCAUUUCUUAAAAUCUGUUUCACGUCUUGGAGCACUAUUAAUCACGCAUUUACGAAUCAUUGAAAUCGGAAUAUAACUGGAACGUUACCUCCAGCCGGAAAAUUCGAAAGUUGGAGCCAAAUUUUAACUCCAGACGCGCGAAAUUUGAUCUACAGACACCUAACGUAUAUACACAAUACCCGUCAAUUUUUAAACUUUACACCGUGUGUGUUUAGUUAAUCGAACUACGAAUCGAAUUCUGUAAUCGCUGACUUUUUAACAGCCAACAGCACCAAAAAUUCUUACUUUGGUUGAAUUAAGGUCGGCAAAAAUUUGCUGACCUUGGAAUGCCGACCUCGUUUUCGAGGACUGAUUUUGCCACGUCUUGCUAACGUAAUAAGUGAUACCGACAAAGGAAAAGGUCGCUUCGUGCGAAAAAAAAUCGCUAGUGGAAAACCGACCGCUUUAUUGCCUCUUUUAUAGAACAGUAGGAUAAGCAACAACAACUGAACAACAACAACCAAACAAAUUUAAUUAGAAAGAAUUUGCAUUGCUGCAUGUGUGGUUUCUUUAAUGCAUGCUAGUCGUGAUAUUCGGUAUGAAUUCAAUUAUUCAGGAAGUCUAUUUUGGUUUCUUCAGUGGUUAUCUUUAGCCAAUCCAGUUUUGCCGACUGAGAUAAUAAUUUGCCGAUUUGCUGACGAGUGGGGGGUGUUCCCCCGCCUGUAGCGCCGCCCCGGAGUACAAUCUUAAUCAUUACAAAUGAAUGGUGUCAUCAGAAGCUGACAUAUAAAACAAAACUGUCAGCAUAUAGAUUUUGUCUCCCCAUCAGACAUCAGCAGAUUGUUCAGUUGUUUUGCAAUAGGGGUGGCUUUGAAGGUCAUGAUAAUUGGGCAAAAACUAACUUAAAUAUUUAUAUAUAUGAAAUUGUUAUUACAUUCUACAUGUCCAAUGAUUUGUUCAAGUAUUAUUAUCGUUUAAAUAUUAUAUAAUACGAUUUGGUAUAGUGUUCAGUUGCAAGCUAGCUACCAUGGCAAUUGGUCAUACCACGCCAAUAAACCUGCAUCUAUUUGAAUAAUGCAAAUCAUUAAAAACUUGCAUAGCAUGACCUGUUGCUAUGGCUAGCUUCACCACUGACAGUGUUAUAAUUAUACAUACAAAGGCAAGAAGUUAUAAACAUUGAAGGUAUCAAAUAAAAUUUCCCAUGCCAAGAAAGUGACCUUCAACCUUGUGCAAAGUGUUUGAUAAUCAAAUUGCACUUUUGCUACCUCCUGAACUACCCUGGUUCCAGAGGUUUAUUUUUAUUAUUUUCAUUGCGAAGGGGAGAGGAAAAUAAAACUCUAGUUGAAAGCGGCAAUUGAUUCAUCGAGCCGCACCAAUCAGUUUGAAUUAAGGUCAGAUCCUGACUCUGUCUCCUGAUUGGAUGAUUGUAUUAAAGCUCUCUGAUUGAUUCAAAUAAAACAUCUAUAACCAAUCAGAGAGCUUUAAUACAAUCAUCCAAUCAGGAGACAGAGCCAGGUCCUGACCCUAAUUAAAACAGAUUGGCGCGGCUCGAUGAAUCAAUUGCCGCUUUCAACCAGAGGUUUCAGUUAAACCUCUGGAACCAGGGUACUCCUGAACAGGCGUGUUAGGGGCUGUUUACAUGAUGGAAGGUGGGAUGAUUUUUGAUGUAUUGGAAUAAGUCACUAGGCUAAACGGCUAGGUUUUUUGCUGAAUUGUGCACUGUGACUCAUUUCAAUACAUCUAAAACAUCCCGCCUCAUGUGUCGUCCUGGCAAAGCGGGAUCGUAUAAACAGCCCUAGCUUAUUCAGCAAAUUGGGCAUGUUGCCAUCCCUUGGGGGCGAGGCAGCACUUUCCUUGCGAUAGUAACUUCUAGUAUAGGAAGUAUUUAAUAGCAACAUUUGGACAUAUCCUGAUAUACUCGUUCUCGAGUUUCCCGAUUGCUUCAGUUGUCAUUGACAUUGUUAACAAAAUUUAAAAUUUCGAUCAUUGCACAGCUCUUACAUUUUAUAUACACCGGUUGUUUGCAGAACAUGCGAGAAGAUGAUCACAAUAUUAUUAAAAAAUUUAACUUCACGUGAACAUCGUGAAGUUCAAGGCUAUAGUUUCUAAAAUAUCUCCAAGCAAGUAAACAAAUUUCAGCCCAAACAGUUAUGUUGCCACAUCAAGGGCUUUCCCCAGUAGCUAAUCUCUCAAUAAGAAGGCUUCCAAUUGGCUCUAACUCUUUUGAACACUGUCAGAUGAUUGGCUCCUAAAACAAAGGGAAUGGAAUGUGCAGCUUGUUUCAGCAGAUGUUAGUUAGGCCUAGUUUAUACGUCGAAUUUCAGUCGAAUUUAAUUCGUCGAAUUUAAUGCGACAAUUAUGCGACGGAAAUUCGACCGAAGUGUUUCGUGCAGUUUAGACGUCGAAUUUUGGUCGGAAAACACAAUAUGUGGGUGUUGCAGGCUUUAAUUAAGAUGGACAGAUGAAGGCUUAUAAAAUAAAUAUGGCGGCGUUCACCAACGCAAUUAUCUUGAAACAAAUCCUGUAAGUUAGAAGAGAAAGGCGUCAGAAACAAUUGUAAUUUUUGUACUUGGUAAUUAAAUAGAAAAAUGCCCCGAAUUCGUUCAUGUCGUCGACUUGAAAAAUCAGUACAGUGUAGUUAUUGGUUGGAGUUGGACUAUCCGUGGUCAAACUAUUCUGAAAAGCGUUUAAAGAAUACUUUUCGCGUGUCACGACAAAUCUUCCCAACCAUUCUUCACAAGAUUGGAAACCGUACCAUGCAGUUGGCAUGGAGAAAUAAAUUAAAACAAAGCUGCCAGCUUUUUUUUGUUUCGUUUUUUCUGUCAGUUUUUUCCUCUUAGAGUUCAUAAAAUUGUCAUUGAGGUUUGUGAAGUAAUGGUCGCACAUUUAUAUAUGGCAGGAUUAUGUGUCUAGUUAUUUUCCAUUGACGGAAGAACAUACAUCAUGAAAGAGAAAAUUAUUGACAUGGAAGAUAUUUGGGUGUAGUAAUUGUUGCAGUAAGCAACGCUUACAUUUGGAAUCCAUCCCUCAAUUUCUUCUUCUGUUAUAGCCAUAGAACAUGAAAGAUGUACUGUUGGAAACGUACGUUUUACAUGUAAUACAACCGCCACGAUAUUUAGUGGAUUUUUCGCAAUUAGAACAUGGAUGUUGUUUGUCCGCCAUGUUGAAAAUCACACUUCGUGGAGUCGACGAAGUGUGUUGUUAUUGAUUUUAGGGUACAGUUGUGGAUAACAAUCUAAUUUAAAUAAUUUAUUCAUUUUACUAAAUUCGACGGAAAUUCGACGUAUAAAUCAGUGUCGCGUUUCGGUCGCAUUACACGACUGAUCAUGUCGCAAAAUUCGACAGCGUCGCAUUUAAUUAAUGCAUCCCGUCGGAUUUAAUCAAUUUAUACGUCGAAUCUUCGUCGGAUAUCAUGACUUGACUGAAAUUUGACGCAUUAAAUUCGACUGAAAUUCGGCGUAUAAACUAGGCCUUAGCGAGGAUUAUACACCCUUUUCAUAAAUGACUGCCGAUUAAAAAUUCUUUUAUGUGCAUAUAAAUUGGCCCAAGUACAGCAUAUAAUCUGGCGACGACAGUACAAUAAAGCCUGUUUCACACUAGCAAUUCUGAUGGCGAUUUUUCUCCUCCUGGCAAAUGUGAUCGAAAGAAUGACAUGCAAAAGCUUUAUUUUUUGUGUGCGAGUUCACUUAUUUAAUUGCAUCCGUCAGAAACUCAAAAUUGCCAGUGUUAACCAGGUUUCAGGCAGCGCUCUUUACGAUUGAAUCCAUUUAAUUUACUGUCAAACGUAUUUGCCCAUAAAUAUUAGCGGUUUACUGUAUACAUAUAAAUGGUUAUCGCUAACCCUGGGUUAAAAUUUAACCCGUUGUUUUAGUUCGUGUAUUUCUGCACGUCUGUUUAUUUCAAAACUUCAGAGAAGUAAAUUUCUAUCGAUCCAGACAAGAUCUCUGAAAAAAUAUUUCCAAAUUUAUAGACAAGCUAUCGGGAAGUUUACUUUGAAUUUUAGGUUAACCGAUGGUUAAGCUAACCCAGCUUGGAAUAACAACCCGCCCCUGAACGACAAUGUUUUAAACCUGCAAGAUUAUUUUUUACACCGAUUAUAAAUAAUAUCAUACAUAAAAGUAUUACUCGUCUGUGAUUGAUUGGUUGAUUUCAUUGAGUGCAGUUAAUCCCAAACAGCAAUGCAAAAAUCUGUAAUCACAGUACAAUUUUCUGUAAUCACUAUGAACCAAUCAACAUUGAGCUACUUAGUACAUCUAAAUUUGCGAAAAUUCACGUCGUUGGUUCUCGUCUUCAUCACAUGCAUAUUGUCGAAACUGCUUUUUGGCGAUAUACUGCUCAACUUUGAAAUUAAAUAAACUUAAAUCCAACAGUUCGUUUAAGCAAACAAUUUGUUCUCCUUUCUAUAUCGAGCUUUUCUAAAAAAAUGAAACAAGCUAAUUUUAUACGAAACUUGCACCUACACUGAAAAGGAAACCAAUACAUGUUUUUAUUUUAGCCAAGCAUAUGAGCUCAGCAACAUUCGACAAAGUCAAGUGCGUAAAUAGUGGAAACAAACUUGCCGUAUAUAUAGUUCAUGAAAACGAAAAUUGGCAAAAAUAUGCUUUACAAUUUACUUGAAACAACUUUCAAAGCUGUCUUUCAUCCUUUCUUUCACUUCUGACAUUCCCCUUAUUUUAGAGACCAGUUAGAGGUCCACCCAUGAAACAUGUAUAGUACCUGCGAUUAUUAAUUAACUUUAGACUUCGCUAAUGCUUUCCUUUCCUUUCACGGGGGGAAAUAGCCUUGCGGAAUUAAUACCCUCGCCUCGGGCUUACGCCAGGAACUAGGGGAUAAUUUGUACCAGUUUAUCAACACAUAUAUCGGUUACCGCCACAGAAAAACAGAACACGUUACACUAAUUAAAAUGACAAACGACUAUAGAAAUGGAUCAAGCGGGGACAGUACUACAGUAUUUGUAUUUUGACUGAAAUGAAGCUAUUUCUCAUGACCAUGUAGGUGUAUUUCAUUGAUAUUAAUAUGAAUGUCGGUAAAAACACGGAGAAAGAAUUCGAGGACGAAUUUGGACAAGGAAUGGCGACGUUUUUGGAGUGCAAUGUCCGAGACAAAGAAAAAUUUGAAGGUAAUGUAGCUAUUGUUGUUGUGUAUACAGGACAUUUUUUAUCCUACGCAGUGGCGCCGCCAAUUCGAUAAUUGGGGGGGGGGGGCGAAUAUUCAUAUAUUUGUGUUCACAGACCAUAAGAACAAUCGAUUUCGAAAGAAGUUAAUAAUGCAGAACACGAAGAUAUGAAUAUUAGCCCCCCCCCCCAAUUAUCGAGCUGGCGGCGCCACUGAUCCUACGUAUUAAUACUUGCUCAAAACUAACGAGCAUACUAUUAACACUUAUUUACUUUUUACAGGUAAACUACGUCAAGCGUUCCGCUUUUGAGUUCCUAACUUGAUUGAAAUUUUCCUCAUUACCUUUGCAAAUUUUAAAACGCCCAUGAAUAUCCAUUGAACGAAUUUACAAUGUUCCUAAAAGCCAAUUAAAUUUUCCUCAGUUCCUUUUAGAAAUUCUUAAUUUCCUGUUACAAGUUCUUAACUUACUAUUCUGUUCUGCGCGUUGUCAUUGGCUAACAACAAUAAUUCAACGCUCAGAGCAGAACCGAAAGUCACUAAAUUAAAACUGGAAGUUAGGAAAAUUUACAAGGAAGUUUCUCUGCAUUCGAAUAUUGCAAUAGCUGAUAGAAACAUUGCAAAUUCUUCCAAGGGAUUUAAUGCAAAGAUAUUUUCAUAUUUGCAAAGGUAAUUAGAAAAAUUCCAAAUGAGUUCGGAACUCAAAAGAGGAACACAUUCACCCGCCAGUAAAUUUUGCAUCAUUGAUUAUCACAUUUUCAACGACAUGCAAUUGCUUACCAUUAUUUUAUAUUUUACAACCGUAUGACAUGCUGUACAAACUAGAAAAUAUUAAAGUGGAAGUCAAGUCCGUUCUGCGCAUCGGUUCUGCUCAUAACCAUGUGAGGACCUCUAAUCUCAACAUUGCCCAAAUUUCGAAUGUUUCGAAUUUUUCUGAUCAUAAACUCUAUUUCAUAUUCAUUUAGAAGCAUAGCGAACCAAAAUGGUGUUAGAUAUUCAGACAGUACAUCAUAUUUAAAAAAAUACAGCAGUUCAAAAUGUGAACAAACCGUUUGUUUACAUUACGGACUUGACUUCCACUUUAAAAUAAAGCUAAGACAAGGUAAUUUUGAAUACAAAUGUGGCCAUGAAUACCACGGCCGCACAUCUGGGCACAGGGGGAGUAGGAACUGGAGGCAUAUUUAUUUUCCCUUCCUCCCCUCCCCCUGUCGCCGACAUUUCUGGGCGAAAACUUUUCAGGUGCCCCUCUUUUCACUCCAGUUUUCAAGUGCCUCUCGAAACCGGUGCCCCCGCUUUGAUUUCCUAUGUCUUGUCUGGGCACUGGUGGAGUGCUUGAACCAUUGAAAUGAACAUAAUUGGAACGCUGCUUUCAGAUAAACCAUAGUUAAUAAAAUAUAUGGUUUGGAAACUCAUUAGAAUAACAAUAUAUCUCAUUACCUAUGUUAGUCUACGUUUAUUCAUAAUUAUGGUCCUUCACUGCACGUGUGUAUUGUAUUUUUGCCAAAUCUACCAAUAGCAAUUUCUCAUUUACUCUAAUGUUCGAGCCACGGCUAGUAACUGUGCUAAAAUGUUGCUAUUGGUUAGUUGGGCAAAAAUGCAAUAUGCACGUACGUGACGGUGAAGAACCAGAUUGAUGAAUAAACGUUGAUCAACACAGAUAAUCAGUUAUAUUGUUAUACUAGUUAAUGAGUUUCCAAGCUAUCUAUUCUACAAACUAUGGAUAAAAUGCAUAUCUUUACACUGCGUGUCUGAGGGUCAAAACCCGCAUGUUUAUGCUUCGCGAUCCCCUUGUGAGACCAGUUGAGAGAGUGAGUAUACAUUAUUAUACAUAUAAAUACAUUAAUGGUAAGUUUUCAGCGCUGUUAAAAAGCUUUCUUGUAAAUUUUAAGCCAGUUUUCAAGAAUAUUAAUUUUGAAAGCUAGUCCCUAGUCUUUACACGCGCAUGCAGAGCACUGACCGGUCAGUCAGUGCUCUGCAUGCGCGUGUAAAGACUAGGGACUAGCUUUCAAGGUUUACUUCGAAUUUCAGGUUGCAGGCCGGUUAACACUCUGGUUAUAUUCGUUUCAUUGGGUUGAACAGAUGACAUGCGGAUCGCUUGGACUUUAAUUAAUGGGUUUAACCUUGCUCUUCUCAUAGCCUGUUUAUGGGAAGAUGGCUGUGAAACUCGUUAGAAUAUCAAUAUCUGGUCCUUCACCGUCACGUGCGUAUUGUAUUUUUGCACAACUAACCAAUAGCAAUGUUUUGGGAAAGUAACAUAUCCGUGACUCGAACAAUAGGGUAAAUUGGAAAUUGCUAUUGGUUAGUUUGGCAAAAAUACAAUACGCACGUGACGGUGAAGGACCAGAUUUAUGAAUAAACGUAGACUAACAUAGAUAAUGAGUUAUAUUGUUAUUCUAAUGAGUUUCACAGCCAUCUUCCCUUCGACAGGCUAUGCACUACUCAAGUUGGGCCUUUGCUAUCCAAUGGACCAUUUGCAUUAUAGACUAAAUUUUGAUCCAGACAAAAAUUUCAUUACAGCUUGAAAGAGCAUCACAAAAUUAGUAAUAUUCCAAAGUUUCGUUGCGAAAUGUUGUAAAAUGCGGAUAAUUUAGCCAUGCGAAGUUUGCCGUUUUUCAGUCAUUUUGUAUUACGCACGGGAAAUUGACAGCCCAAUCGGGUGUUGGGGCAUCAAUUUCUCAUUUGUAAUACAAAAUGACUGAAAAUUGCAAUUUUUGCAAGGCUAUAUUAUCCGCAUUUUACAACAUUUCGCAAGGAAACUUUGGAAUAUUAGUAGUUUUCUGAUGCUCUUUCAAGCUGUGAUAAAAUUCUUGUUUAGAUCAAAAUUUAGUCUAUAAUGCAAAUGGUCCAUUUUGCAUCUCCUGUCAAAUGUGCAAUAGAUCAAAUGUCAAGGCUUAACGUUGAAAUUGACUAUUUGAAAAUUGAUGUUAUCAAACGAAAUGCGCUUGAUACAACAUGUCGUUGUACAUUGUUAGUAGAGUUCUAACAUAUGUUAAGAUUAUAAAACGUAUAUAAAGUAAAAAAGAGAAUAUGUAUCUCCUUUUGAGAGAUAGAUUAUCUCCUUUUGUUUUCCGAUUCGUGUAAUAGUAAAAAUAAUUUUAUUCGGUAAAAGAUGGAUAAUGGAAAAUUCCAUCUUUUUGCUCGUGGAAAUAUUUUUACCAUAGCACUCAUAACCAUGCAUUAUUUGUAUGAUAUACACCAUACAAUUUUAAUAUUUCUCUUAACAAUUUGAAAGGGAUUCUAUCCAAUAUUGUGAAAGAAAAUGGACAUUUAGACAUACUUUGUAAUAACGCUGGUAUUGGUCACUCAGAUGAUGUAGAGAAAUUAGUCUGUAUUAACUUGGUGAGUGGUCCUGCUUUAUAUAAUCAAUUUGUAUCAUGUAAUGCGCACCCCCAAUAAUUUCUUCAUUCAGGGUUGUAUUUCUUUUCAUACUUUAUUUCCUUCUUGCACAGGUAAUUAUAAUCUAUAAUUACCUGUAAUAGUUUGUUGUAACAUUGAUAAUGUGUAAACAGUAUGUUAAUAGGAACAAAACGAAUUAACGCUUAUGCUUUCAUACAGAGUGAGCAUUGUUUCUAAAGUGUUUCACAAAAUCUUAAAUUUUUGAACGCCAGAACUUCAAAACUUGAAAAAUGUUCUUCUCAGGCUUCGUCACGUCCCCGUACAAGAUUAAGUCUCGUUUAAGUUCUCCUAUGAGUUAUUUAAAGGGAUAUGGAAACAACAAUUCAAUCUAUAGAACUUUUCAAAUCAUAUGAAGAACUUCGGUACCGAUUUUUCAUAUUCUAUUUAGUUUUUAGUGCAAAGUUUCUUCGAAACUUUGUAGUUUUGUGAUGAGUGGGGAAAAUUCACAUCUGUCAGUCUGUCAUUCAUUCAGUAAUAGUGUAAGCUUUCCGGGGAUACUUUUAGUCAGUGCUUUGAAUGUUAUUUAGGUAAUUUCAGCUUAAUUAUUUUAAUAUUCUUUAGGUCUUUUGCCAUGCAAAUAUAAAUUGAUGUUAUGCAUUACGGGCAUUCAGUUAAGUGCCGAUAUUAUUUUGACGGUAUAUUCAUUAUACAGAGCUAGGAAGGAGCGAGGCAGUGUUGUUUUUAAAUGUAUAAACAUUUCAGACAUGAAUAUUGAGAAAAUCAUUGAGAUUCUACGCAAUACAUAAAUUGAUGUUAUGCAUUACGCGCAUUCAAUUAAGAGCCGAUAUUAAUUUGACGGUAUAUUCUUGAUACAGCGACUGUUAUAAGGUGCUACAUCACAUAAAUUAUGGCUACACUCAGUACACUGCAACCACAGAAGCCUGUAGAACAGUGGGAAAAUGGACUGAGCAUGCGCGAAAACUGCUCGGGUUUUAGCGGGAGAAGAAGAUAUGCGCGCUUCCACUUGGUUGAUUUAAGAAACAUAAACAACAUGAACGAAGCCUUCGAAAGACAGUUUUGCAGCGGCUGUUUAGGCCCACAAAUCACCACAAAAAUUGGAUUCACUGACAAUUUUAGUGGAAUUUAGUCGAUUAUUUCAGUGAAAAACAAAACAGAGCAGAAAAUUUCCUUUUAAAAUGGCGUCUGAUAGCUUCAAUACAAUGUGAUAUUCAAACCAAAAAUACUAAUACUUCUUCAUUUUUUACAAAGCCAAGAAAUUUAAUACCGACUUAAAAAUGCUUUGAAAUUUAAUGAAAAACAGCGAUAAUUCGUUGGCACAACCUGUAACAUGACAAAAUUUGUGUUUAUAGAAUUUUGAACGAGCGAAAAUGUUUUUUUAAAAAAUUACAAAGUUUACGCUUCGAAAUGAGAGUCAUAGAAAAAUCUGAUUGCUAUGUGUAUCUGUUUUUUAAAUACUUUUAAAACCUAAAAAUAAUAUUUUAAAACUAUUAUAGCACAGUAGAUGGCAAAAUGAUUAUUCCGAUGCUCAUUUUCUGAGUCGCCUUUUUCGUAUAAAUCACAUUUGCGCAUGAAAUUUGCAAAAAUUCAGUACUCUCUUCAUUUUUAGGCGAGUUUACAUUCUAUUAGCAAAAUCUAGAAAGAAAAGCACAUGUUCUGACCUAAUCACAUUUCAUUAGCACAACCUGUAUAUAUGAGAAAAUUAAGGUGAAAAAUAAGCAUUUUUAGCAAAAUACCUCAAAUACUGAAAUUUGACGAUAAUCGUUAGCUCACAGUAUCACUCAAAAACCAAAUAUUUAUACUUUGUCCUGGACAACAAACGCAUGUACUGCAAAGUUCAAGUAAUAUUCCAUCAAUAUUAAGUUCCUGCUCGAGGUUAUUUGCCAUCAAAAACACACAUUUUGCAACGAACGUCAUUUUCAGCUAUGUUUCAAUUCAGCGAAGAAUUCUUGACUGCUAAUUUCCCGAUCGCGACAAGUAAUUGUGGUCUUGAUUAACGUUUAUUAACGUUUACGUCUGCUGACUUUUCCUUUUCCUCUGCUGCAGUACGAGAAACAGGGUAGCGAAAUCUGUAUUUUUGUUGUUUUCACAAUUUUUGCUGGCAAAAAGAAAGCGUCCGCGAUAAAUUUGGUCAGCGAUGACAAUUUUCCCACCUGGUGCCAGCCUGUUGCUUGUGUAGUAUAUAGACCUCUGACCUUUCGUGAUGAUUGUUAAGUUUGUUGACAAGUUAUGGUAACACAACACGGUAGCAUUACACCUUAGUAAUAGACAUGUAGACAUACAGAAGGCGUGCUUUGUCUGGGUUUUGUAGUCAACGUGUAAACAUAUAAGAGAGACUUUAUAAAUAGUUAUUGAAACGUGUUUGGUGUUUUCAUUGAUAUUACAUUGGUGCCGUGACCAGGAUAAAUGGCUACAUCGAAUAGAUCUAGUGUUGCUCUCCCGGAGUCCUUUUCUGAUGGGGAUAUUGAGUUUUGGUUGCGGAAAUAUGAGCUUUGCUCCGAGGCAAAUGAGUGGAAAGAGGAUAUUAUGUUGAAACGCUUGCCUACUCUUUUAUGUGGAAAAGCAUUCGCCGUGUUUGAACGACUUGAAGGAGAACAGAAAGCGUCGUUUAAGAAUGUGCGUGAAGCGCUCGUUGCCGCUUUCAGAGGAGAUGCGACCGGGAUGCAUAUAGCAAUGAUGGAAUUUCGCAAACGAGAGCGUAAACCUGAAGAGGAUAUUCAAGUCUUCGCGUACAAUUUGGAGUCAUUACUAAGACGCGCAAUGCCUAAACUGGGUGCAAACGAACGUGAUAUUCUGCUGAAACAACAAGUUAUCGAAGGGAUAAAUCCUGGGUUAAAGAAAGACCUUUUACAGCAGCCGAAAUUUCCUAUGGCAAAAUGGUGUCAGCGGCGCAACAGCUAGAUUUGGCCAUUAAAUUUUCGUCAAACGACAGCGAAAGUCAUAUCAACCAAACCACCGCAAGCUCGACCGCAAGUAGAUAUCAACCUGAAUCGCAGUCCACUAUUAUCACCCAGAUGAUGGCAAAUAUGGAAAUGUUGACCGAAAAAGUUAACCAGCUGUCAGACAACAUGACCAGAGUAAACGCGGUCGCAUCAAUAAUUCCCCCACAGCCACGACCCAGGGCAUGUUUCCGUUGUGGCAAUCAAGGCCACAUUGCUCGAGAAUGUCGGAAUCCGGCUCGUACCAGAACAGAGCAUCGACAGCGCGAGACGGAAAAUUAUUGUUUCGUUUGCGGGCAAAUCGGACACUUUGCUCGUCAAUGCCCCAAUAGAUUCCAAUCCCCAGCAGCGCGUCAACAGGGAAACUACAACGGGUCGACCCGCUAUUAGGCCGCGAGUUUACCCGCAAUGAUAUGGCCUUACCAAUACAUUGUAUCCAACCGACCGGACUUUUUAUCGAAGCACGUAUUGAGGGACGUGAGCAAAAAUGUUUGGUAGAUACAGGAGCGUCCGUAUCUUUAGUAAGUCGUCAAUUGGUCCCUGGUCCUUUGACACCAUGUUCCCUGAAAGCACGAGGAAUCGGCGGUGAAGAACUUCAAGUUCUUGGUCAAGCAAAACUACAGUUCCAGUUGGGUAAGGACACAUUUGUUCAUUCGUUUGUUGCGGUUGGCAUGACUAAUACUUGUAUUUUGGGUGCUGACUUUCUAAAAGCUAGCAAAAUGCUGGUCGAUGUAGGAAAUUCGAAGUUGUCCUGGCCGGGUGGUAACGUGCCACUAGUUGUAGAGCUUACAACCCCAUCAGUCAAUAAGUUGAGUGUCUUAUUGGAAAAUUAUGCGGAUGUGUUUGUCAACGGUCCGAAUGAUCCGUUGGGUUGUACUCGAGACACGGAACAUUUUAUUGACACAGGAGACAGUCGACCAAUCAAGCAACGCCCCUAUCGAAUCCCUGUACACCUCCAAACCGUGGUUAAUCAACAAGUUGCUGAUAUGCAAGGGCGAGGUCUCAUUAGAUCAAGCACUAGUCCCUGGUCAUCACCAAUUGUGAUAGCGCCGAAAAAGGAUGGAAAUUAUCGGUUUUGUGUAGAUUUUCGUCCGGUAAAUUUGGUGACGAAGAAGGACGCGCAACCAAUGCCACGAAUCGAUGACAUUCUCGAUCAGUUGGGCGGAGCAAGAUGCUUUAGUACACUUGAUCUUGCAUCUGGCUAUUGGCAGGUUCCGUUACGAGAGGAAGACAGGGAAAAAACAGCGUUCUCGGCUGGGGUGAACCAUUACGAGUUUACAGUCAUGCCUUUUGGUCUGACCAACGCUCCUGCCAUUUUCCAACGUAUGAUGAGCACCAUCCUUAAGGGAGUGAAAAGAUGUCUAGUUUUCGUGGAUGAUAUCAUCAUAUUUGCUGAUACGUAGGAGGAACAUCACCUUUUUCUCGAGGAAGUCCUUGGACGUAUUCGGGCAGCUGGUCUGAAACUCAAAAGGGAGAAGUGCCAGUUUGGGAAAUCAUCGGUAAAGUUUCUUUUUUCAUGUCGUGUCUGCUCAAGGUACGGAGCCUGAUCCCGAGAAGGUGAAAGCAGUGCAAGAUUUUCCAACCCCAACCUCAGCAAGUGAAGCUCGGUGCUUUUUAGGCAUGGCGUCUUACUACCGGCGCUUUGCCAACAAUUUUGCAAGUAUCGCCGCCCCUCUUCAUGACCUCACAAAAGGUCAAACGGAAUUCCGGUGGUCACCUCAGGCUGACAAGGCUUUCACCACUUUGAAGCAUCACCUUUGCUCUUCACCAGUCCUCGCCUCGCCAAAUUUUUCGAUACCUUUUACCAUCUACACGGACGCCAGCGAUGUGGGCCUGGGCGCGGUAUUAGGCCAACGCAUUGGCAGUCGAGAACAUGUUAUUGCCUAUGCCUGUCGCGUUUUAACAUCCGCAGAAAAAAACUAUUCAAUACUGAGAAGGAAUGCUUAGCAAUUGUUUGGUCGGUUAAUUACUGGCGGACUUAUUUACUUGGGAAACCAUUCGAUGUCGUGACGGAUCACCAGUGUCUCACAUGGCUUCAGGGACUCAGGGAACCGAAAGGUCGAUUGGAGAGGUGGAUCCUGUCCUUACAGGAAUACCAGUUCCAAAUAAAGCAUCGCCCAGGAAGACAAAAUGGGAAUGCGGACGCUCUCUCUCGUUUUCCAGCAAGGAUUGAUCCACCCAAUCCAGUGAUGAAUGAUGACGACCAACUUGCUGCAGGAAUCGGAGCAACGGAAAUAUUGCCACAAUGGUCCUUGGACGAGCUUCGAGAAGCCCAGAGCACGGAUCACGGUAUUGGACGCGUGAUCCACCAUCUUGCUACAACGAAGGAGCAACCCGAAGCUAGUGGAGACUGGACAACAGAUGGAGGACUUAGACGCUAUCGGCAAAUUUGACCCCAGUUGAAAAUUGUAAACGGAGUGUUGUACCUCCAAGUAGAACCAGGUUGCAGAGAUGAACGGUUGGUUUUAGUUGUCCCUAGAAUAAUGAGAGGCAAUGUUCUGGACUUGUCUCACAACAAUCCAUGUUCGGGACACAUGGGUGUUACUCGCUGUGUGGAACGUUUACAACGCCAGUAUUAUUGGCCUGGGAUGUCAUCCGAAGUACAGCUCUGGAUAGCAGAGUGUGAGCUGUGUACUCGCCGGAAACCUCCAGUUCCUACCCAAAGAGCCCCAAUGCAAAGUAUCCCCGUUGCAAAACCAAUGGAACUGUGGGCCAUGGAUAUCAUGGGUCCACUACCAGUGACUGCUCGAGGCAACCAAUAUGUACUUGUGAUGUCCGACCAUUUUACGAAGUGGGUUGAGGCUGUACCGAUGGCUAACCAGUGCGCAGAUACCGUUGCUAGAGCAUUUGUUGAUCAAGUAAUUACUCGCCACGGAAUCCCAGAUAGGAUCUUGACUAACCAGGGGAGAAAUUUCGAGUCUGACCUGAUGAAGAAAGUAACGCAGCUUCUUGGUGUAAAGAAAUUGCGGACCUCGCCAUACCAUCCCCAAACCGACGGACAAGUAGCGCGAUUUAAUCGCACCUUAAAGGGGAUCCUGACAUCGUAUGUUAAGGACGACCACAACGAUUGGGACAUUCAUCUACAACUAGCGUUGUUCGCCUAUCGGACGAGCAUACACAGAUCAUCGGGCGUUUCACCUUUCAAAGCUGUCUAUGGUCGUGAAGCUGUCUCUCCAUUAACGCUGAUUGAUGGAGAAAAUAUGUCAACCAGAGGCUUAUCAGGAAACUAUUGUGACGAGCUCGAGCAGACCUUACGUAAGGUGCACAAACAUGUUGCGAAUAACAUCAGCCUAGCCCAGAAGAGACAAAAGGAAAACUAUGACAGAGCGACUAAAGUCGAGAACACACAGCUUAAGCCGGGAGAUCGGGUGUGGCUAAAUAGUAAAGCGAUACCGAAGGGGAAAAGUCGUAAGUUUCACCAAGAGUGGACAGGACCGUACGAGGUAAUUCGCCAACUUACCACAUUAAGCCGGAAGUGGGAAAAGCAAAGACGAAAGUGGUACAUCAGAACCGUUUGAAGAGGUUAGAGAGUCGUUCGAAUUCAGAACUACCCAAGAUCAAUGAGCUCAAUGAGCCGGUGAUAACUCAUCAUGACGAAGAACAGUUAACUGUACCGCAAGAGACACCAACUACUGUUAGAGGGCUGCGUCGUUCGACCCGUGUACGUCGACAGCCGGAUCGGUAUCAAGACUUUACUUUAGAAGAUGUCGAGAUCAUGGACGCUCGCUUUUAAAGGAGGGGGAGUAGUGUAGUAUAUAGACCUCUGACCUUUCGUGAUGAUUGUUAAGUUUGUUGACAAGUUAUGGUAACACUACACGGUAGCAUUAUACCUUAGUAAUAGACAUGUAGACAUACAGAAGGCGUGCUUUGUCUGGGUUUUGUAGUCAACGUGUAAACAUAUAAGAGAGACUUUAUAAAUAGUUAUUGAAACGUGUUUGGUGUUUUCAUUGAUAUUACACCUGUAAUACUCUGUGCUGAAUUGCUGAAAUUCGGGUUUGCGGAUCCAGGAUUUUUCGUCUGUUAGUCAAAGUUUUCGGAUGUACAAUCUAGUUUUGCGGGCGGCGAAUGCGCGAGGCACCUAGGGGGGUCUGUCCCCCAGGAAUUUUUAUAUUUUUAAACCUCCGAAACGCAAUUUGCAUCACUCUGAAAGCAGCAAAAAAAAUUAACUUCAUGAAAUGGGAGAUAAUUAUAGCAACUAUCAGUCUGACUGACUCUCACAACUCGCUCCUUAGGGAAAAGUAAAGGAGAAGUACUUGCAGAAAUGUGAUAAUUGUGGAAGAUGUUUCAUUUUAUCAAAUUACGGAUUGCUAGUAACACUAAUUUUUGUUGCCUGAUAGCCUUGUUGAGUCAUUGAUCACUUGACUAGUAAUCACUACAGUGUCAUAUUACUCAAAUAAACAUAUAUCAAUAUUAAAGUCUUAACAUUCAUCUAUAAAACCUGACCUUUAUAUACUAUGUAUACUGCAUUAAUGCAUUUAUAUAGGUUAUCCUCCAUAUUAAUAGCCUUCUGAGUUCUGACGGACCUUCAACCGCAGAAUUACAAAUAUGCAAAUUUGUUGUGUAAAUCAAAAUUCAUAGCUAAAUCUAAAUCAAAAUACGCGUAUUCAAGUUACAAUUUUACAUAUGCAUGGCGCGCAUCUUGUUCGCUUAUAAAUAUUGUUAUGCCGUCUGAAACGAAAUAAAAUUUACAUAUCACAUUAAAUUUACCUUAUUGCACUUCAGAAUAAAGAUCUCGGCGCCAAUACUUCUACUCAAACAGUCAAACAGUAGUUCGUGCCAUUCGUGGCGCUUACGCCGCUUAGCAACUGCUCACUGAAUGGAACUCUCCGAUAUUUAGCGUUGAUUUUCCUCCCAAGAUCAGCGCAACAGUCUUGUAAGACAGCUAAAUCAUUCACCGCAAAUGCGGAUUGAACCGCUUCGUGAAUACUACAAGGACUGGAGUCUGGAGCAGCAGACAUUUCCGACAACAUGACACUUCGAAUGAGCGCGCACUCGGAAAGACUUUACCACGCGUCAAAUAUUAAUGAUAUUCCGACUAAUGGAGCUCCCCUGACUUUUGUAAAUCGGUCAGAACUCCCCACAGAUCAGUCAAAAUCGCAAAAAAUCGCUUGUUUCCAUGGCAAUAAGCGUCUAGACCAAUCAAAACACUGGAUUUUGACUUUUUGACUGACCGACUUUGCGUAUGUCAGCUGCUAACUUGACUAAGCUCGUCGGCUCAAACACCGUAUGAAAUUUGAUCACUGGACUACAGUUCGAUUGGAAUGUUAAUUGCUACCGCUGCAUAUAUGAUAAUAAAUACUGGGCUAUUAUAAGGUGUCGCUGCAUGAUAAAAAAUAACUGGACUAUUGGUCGAAUAUUUAAGACUUUAAUUAAGUUUGCAAUUUUUACGUUAGUCGCGUGACUGGUUUGACGACCCCUAGAUCCGCCCCUGCUAAAACCACACAUACAGCACGUGUCAAGCAUGAUUGAUUGACUGCGUGUUUGGCUCUCUAAAAUUAAUAUGGGUUGCGUAAGGCGGCAUAACACCCUCAGGUGAACAUGAUAUUCAAUAUGACUGGCUGGUGCAUCAAUGCCACACAGAGCGAAAAUUGCAUCAGCGUAAACAACUGACAGAAUUUGCUGUUUCUAUGGCGCCUACGAAGAAAAUAACUUGCGAGACCAAAGAAAAUCUCUUGACUCGUCGGAGCUCUUUAUUCAGAGAGAAAGACGAAGAGAUAGUUCCACAAGACCAGCUCGAAUAGGACGAAAGCCAGUAAACAUUGUCGGUGAUGUUAACUGUUUAUUUCGUGGCGUUUCAAUUUGAAACUUUGCACUAUCCUUGGAUCCCUAGUUGAUUUUGUGUGAAAAAAUUGGUUGACCGCCUAAUUGGAUUUAUAUGUAGUUUUGAUCUCCUCAACGAUGGUUUUGGUGACGCCAAAAACACGGCCAUAUAUAACUACUCCUAAAUAACCAAAUAACAAUUAUUAUUAUAUAAACAGCUCCCGGACAUAUAAGCUAUUCCGCAAUCUUAUUGGUUUUCCACUAGCAGGAUAUUAGCUCUUAUUCUGCUAGUAGAGAAAACAAGAUGGUGGCCUAAGGAUUACCGGAGAUUUGCGAACGCUUUUAAUUUAUAGACUUAAAAGCAAUAAAAACACAAUGAAAAACUCCCAGCAAAUGUUUACAGGUUAGAAAAUCAUUUUAAUAUUUGAACGUACUGGUUAAAAAUGUUUGAAAAAAAAUAAUGCCGAAAGAGGAGAGUUAAAAACAUGAACAGCAAUCAGAACAUAAUUUUUUUAACAAAAUUGAUUUUUAAAAGCAAAAAUUACUCUUUAUAGAAGUAAAGUCAACAAGCACUGUUUGGUCUAAAAAAAUAUUAAAAAUGCACCACUUCCGCCUCAAAAGGUUCCUCCAGAAGAGGUGCUAAAGAGCCUGGGAACAUGGUUGAUAAGACAAACUAAUUUUUUAUUGACAUACCCUUCUAAAUGUCACUGAAUGUCGUCAUCAAUAGGUACACUCCUUAUAUAUAGGCUCUCCCCGUUUAUAUACGUUGCCCUGUUUAUCAGUCAUUUGAGAAUGCUAACGAACGGAUAUAAGCCAGGGCGGUAUCCGUAAUAUCGACUGAGCAUCCAAAUAACUCCGGAUAAAAUUGCGGUUGAAUUCAUGUGACUAGUUCUGGCACUGGAAUACUGAAUUUCAAAUUUUGCAUGUCAAUCAACUGUUCAAUUAUAAUAACCUAUUUGUGUUUUGGUCUUCUGUGUUGAGUGAAACUGCACGUAUGUAGCCGUAUGAGAACAUUUAAGAAACAGCUUUAAAGACUGGGACUGAGUAGUCAGCGGUUAUGUUGUAGAAACGGGCUCAGCAGAAUAGUCUAGCGCUUUUUAAAAAGAUAAUAGAACGAACACAUGUUUUGUAAAAGUUUUAUUAAAAUACUUAAUGAAUACAAUGUAAAAUAAAAAUAACUCGGAGUAACAUUUGGAGGUCCCACCGUGAUAAUGGAAGGUAAUAUGUAGAAAAAUCAAUGUUUGAAUGAGAAAAUACACGAGAUUUCCGAGAUUUAUGAUACUUUAUAUGCGCGAGUUAUUGACAAAUUGUGGAUAUUGGAUAUAUAUGUAUAUAAAAGUUUGAUACAACUUCUACAACGGGAAGUUGGACGAUCUACUGUUGAAAAAUGUCAGAGGAUUUGAUUAUAGAGCUUGAGUCUCGUAUGCUGGGCUUCAAACGAAUAGAAUUAGCCCGAUUUGGAGAAGAAAUGAAAUGGAUACUAUUUUAGACAGCAAAACAAUGAGUCAAAACGAGGAAAGUGUGAAAGCAAAAGAGAAGAAUGAACAGGAACUGAAACAGCUCAAAACACAGUAUGAAAAGUUACUAGUAGAGCAGGAAAAACUCAAAGAUCAAAUAAAUACUGUCCAAACCCAAAAUGAAACAGCUGAGAACAUAACUAUAACUAGUAAAUCAGUAACACAACAAGACAAGCCACAAAGUGCAUUUCUUAACAUGAAAACAAGUAUGCUCCGUCGGGAAUUCAAGAUACAAGGACAAAUCGGAGAGCCAGGGCAUAAAGAUAAACUAGCAUAUCAGUCACUCAUUUCACAGAUUGAAAUUGGGCUGCAAAAGGGGUACACAGAAGAGAAAAUUACCCAUGCUGUUGUUAGAGCUGUUCAGGCUGGGUUAUAACUACGAAGUUAUUUGGAAGGAAUAAAUGGGUUGACAUUAGCACGAUUACGUAAAAUACUACGCUUUCAUUUCCAAGAGAAAAGUGCUACCGAGCUCUACCAGCUCUUGGCUAAUAUCAGUCAAGCCCCAAAAGAAAGUCCACAAGAAUUUUUAAUACGUGCCCUGACGAUUCGGAAAAAAAUAGUGUUUGCAUCAAAAGAAUCGGAUACCAAGAUCAAAGAUGACGAAGGGCUUGUCCAAGGCCUAUUCUUGCAUGCUCUAGAAACUGGCCUUGCCGGGCAAAAAUGAGGCCACUACUUAAGAACGAAUCAGUGGCUGAUGAAGAGCUAAUUGAAAUAAUGAGCUCUGCGAUGGCUGCUGAAUCAGAAAGAGCCACGAAGUUCAGCCAGGUGGGCCGAGUAAAGUCCUCGCCAAAAGUCUCAAAGAUAGAAACCGGAGCGCCACCAAGACCUGCAGAGUCACCAAAUGCACAUGAUAGUGAGAUACUGGCCACAUUAAAAGCUAUCCAGGCAGAAUUGAAUACAGUUCAGUCCGACGAGGCUAGCUUGCGGACGAAAGUAGACCAGUACCUUCAUGACGGGUCGUGUUGGUCAAAACCGAAGAAAUGAUGGCCGUCAAGGUGACUACCCCCAAUUGUGUAAAAAAUGCCACGAAGAGAAUCAAGUUAAUUGUCCUCAUUGUUUCAAAUGUGGAGGAAGAAACCACACUGCCCGACAUUGCAGGUCGGGAAACGAGAGGAAGCUAGCUACCCCUGAGGGACUAGGAGUAACCGCGUCAAACCAGAACAAGUCCCACCGAUGCAGUGGUUGUAACCAAGAGGAAGUUCACGCUAACUUUAAACGUUGUUCUACCUGCAAACUUGUGUAUUAUUGCUCAAAAUCAUGUCAAAAAAGACAUUGGAGUGAACACCAAACACUUUGUAGCGCCAUUAAGGAACAGCUAAAUCAAAACAAUGAAACUCUCAGAGGAGUGGGAGAUAGUUCGGACACAGAAAUGUUUGCAAGUCACCUUUCUCCAAAGAAACACGCUGCAAUUGCUAAACUUGUUGGUCGGAAAUGCUCUGUUCGGUGUCUUGUAAAUGAUGUUGACAUGGACGUGUUAUGGGACACUGGAGCCCAGGUCUCCAUUUUCCCGGAGCAGGUACUGUCUGACAAUUUUUCUGAUUUUUAAAAUACGUGAUAUUAGUGAAUUGCUUGGUGCGGAUUCUGGUCUGAAUUUAACUGCGGCAAAUGGGACAACAAUCCCUUAUAAAGGCUGGGUGGAAACUAGAUUUAGAUUAAACCGAGAAGAUGAAAAAGAAGUAACAGUACCAUUAUUAGCAACACCCGAACAGUUUGAACAACCAAUAAUUGGGUACAAUUUUAUUGAACUGUUUUUGCAAGAAGGUGAAAACUACUCAGAUAAUUUAUCAGUGGCAUACCAUAUAGUGUCAAGUUUCAAUAAUGUUGGAGUGAAAGAUGCCGAGCAAUUGAUAAACAUUAUCCAAAGAAAUGAUGGGGAGUUGUUUUGCCAAGUGAAAACAUCCAAACGCCACAUUACAAUACCGAAGAAAGCUACCAAAACAGUACCCUGUCCAGCAAAUACGGGAACGAUUGAGAAUACAAGACCGGUGCUUUUUGAACCUGAUGAAAAACAAGAGUGCCCCCCCCCCCCCGCGGAAUAAUUGUUCAUGAAACCUUAACAUCUGUGAAAAGGGGAAAAUCCACUAUCAUGCAAGUGCAAGUGACAAACGAUACAAUGCAUGACAUCGUACUACCUGGAUGGACUGUUUUGGGAAGCCUUGAACUUAUUCGUUCUGUUACACCAAUUGAGGUGAAAUCAAAGGAAAAUGUAGAUGAGAAAAGAGUUAUUCAUUCAUCGAGAAAAGAGUUGAUAUGAAUUUUGGAAUGGAGAAACAAAGGACUAGUCAAACUAAGGACCCUUGCCAUUCAACCUUGGUAAAACAAAUGUUGUAUGAGGAGGGAGAUGCUUUUUCGAUCGACGAUGACGACAUUGGGUGUAUCAAGGUCUUGAAAAUGGAAAUAAAUCUUACAGACAGACAACCAGUUCAGAAAAAUUACGCGUCCAUUCCACGUCCACUUUACCCGGAAGUGAAACACUAUCGGGAAGACCUACUGAACAAAAACUUCACACGAUCGAAGUCUCCUUACUCUAGCAGCGUGGUGUGCGUCAGGAAGAAGGAUGGAACCAUGAGACAAUGUGUUGACUACCGUGCACUGAAUAAAAAGACCAUUCAAGAUAGACACCACAUCCCCAGGAUAAGAAACCUUAGAUAACCUAGGGGGAAACUCCUGGUUCAGUACACUAGAUCAAGGCAAAGCGUACCAUCAAGGCUUUGUCAGCCCGCAUAGUCAACCAUUCACAGCAUUUGUGACGCCGUGAGGGCUUUACGAGUGGGUACGCAUCCCAUUCGGACUAACGAACGCGCCAGCUAGUUUCCCACGGUUUAUGGAAGGAUGCUUAGGGGAUUUGAGUGACCAGAUAUGCAUUCCCUAUCUCGACGAUAUUAUUAUAUUUUCCAAAUCAUUCGAAGAGCAUGUUGAACACGUACGUUUAGUUCUGCAGAAACUGCAACAACAUGGUGUUAAACUGAAGCCAGGGAAAUGCAGGUUAUUUAAGCGUCAAGUAUCGUUUCUUGGGAGAAUAGUACCAGAAAAGGGUUAUAACAUUGAUCCAAAAGCAACCGAAGCUGUUAUCCUGUUGAAGAGCAAAAUACCGCGGACUGUCGGAGAGGUUCGAAGAGUAAUUGGGUUGUUAGGACUAUACCGACGUCACAUCAAAGAUUUUUCGAAAAUUGCUAAAUCCAUCUAUGAACUGUUGGAAGGGAAAGUGAACACUAAUCAGAACUCCAGGAAGAAUGGUCAACUGCCAUCGAACCACCCUAUUCAGUGGUCUAUGAAACACCAGACGGCAUUAAAUACAUUGAUUGAUUGCGUCACCUCACCCCCGAUUCGAGCGUACCCUGAUUACAGUUCACCAUAUGUUGUUCAUACAGAUGCUUCCCAGAAUGGGCUGGGAGCCGUGUUAUAUCAGCGUCCAGACGGAACGCUCCGAGUCAUCGCAUAUGCAUCACGCACAUUAAUAACGCAAGCUGAGAAGAACUACCAUUUACAUGCGGGGAAGCUAGAGUUUCUUGCUCUAAAGUGGGCUGUCAGCGAACAAUUCAGGGAUUAUACCCACUGACUUAUAUUCUCUCGACAGCGAAACUUAAUGCGAUCGGUUUGCGUUGGGUUGGGGAACUUGCAGACUUUAAUUUUGAGAUCAAACACAGACCGGGAAAAGUAAACAUCGACCCGAAUAGCCUGUCCGAAAUUCCCGAUGAUUUCGAAAGAUUCAAGGACUCUUGUUCUGAAACGGUUUCAAAUCCGGAAUUCAACGCAGCAGUUUCUCAGAUUUCUUCCGUCAGCAAGGGUGGUUGUCCCUGGAUUACGUCAGUCACCGAUCAGCCGGAGGCCCUCGAGACAGACAAGCUAUUCUUGCCAGAGCGAGAAAACACCAUCCAGUUCAAACAGGCAGAGAUCGCUAGAGCGCAACGAGAAGACCCAACGACAAGUCAUGUUCAGUGAUACGUAUGUACGGACAGGAAAGAAACCAACUCUUGAAGAAAGGCAGCAAGAAACCCCUGAACUAAAAAAAUACCUCCGUGAGUGGCAUAAUCUCAUGAUCGACAGGAAGACCGGUAUUUUGUAUCGAGGCCAGAAACUUGUACUACCAACGAAGUAUAGUUCCCUAGUUCGAGAACUACACGAGAAAAUGGGACAUCUUGGUCCAGAACGCGUUUUCAACCUCGCGAGGGAACGGUUCCAUUGGCCUGGAAUGAAGAACGAUAUUGAACAUUUUAUCACGCACGUCUGUAGUUGCGUUAAACAAAAAAAAACCACCUUUACCAACAGAGAACCACUUCACUCCAUUUCUACUUCCGCACCAUUUGAACUGGUAUCAAUUGAUUUUGUCCAUUUAGAGCGAAGUUCGGGAGGGUUCGAGUAUAUCUUGGUCAUAGUCGACCACUUAACCAGAUAUACACAAGCGUAUCCAACACGGAACAAGUCCGCGGCCACGGCAUCCGAUAAAAUUUACAAUGAUUUCAUUCCGCGCUUCGGGUUCCCAUCUAGAAUAGAUCACGACCAGGGAGGGGAGUUUGAAAAUAAACUGUUUCGUAGACUAGAGCAGCUCUCGGGAAUCGCACAUUCAAGAACGACACCCUAUCAUCCACAGGGAAAUGGCCAGGUGGAGCGGAUGAACAGGACUUUUCUACACAUGUUUCGAACGUUACCCGAAGUGUACAAGUCUAAUUGGAAGGGUCAUGUGAACAAACUAAUACACGCGUAUAAUUACACGAAGCAUGAAUCUACUGGCUUCUCCCCGUUCUUGCUACUAUUCGGUAGACCGCAUCGUCUUCCCCUUGAUUUCAUGUUUAACUUAACAAGAAAAGAAGAAUCAAUCGGUUAUCCAGCUUAUGCCAAUAAAUGGAAGAAAUCAAUGCAGGAAGCUUACAUGUUAGCAUCCAAGUCUGCGGAGAAAGCGGCGUCUAAGGGAAGGAAGCAGAGCGAUAAACGCGUAAGGUUGACUGUCCUCUUACCUGGUGACCGAGUGCUUGUUCGGAACCUAUCAGCACGCGGAGCUGCAGAGGUCCAGGCAAAAUACGAGCGUUCUGGGAAGAGGAGAUUCACCUAGUGGUAUCGAGGAGGAAUCCCGAGAGUCCUGUUUAUGAUAUCAAACCCGAAUCAGGAAAGGAAAGAUACGCACGUUGCGCAGAAAUUUACUGUUACCUUGUGAUUAUUUACCGAGACGAAGCGGGUAGAGAAAGUGAAAGAACAGACCCCGAUUAUACACACCCCAGAGGAUUCAGAAUCCGAUUCGGAGGGGGAGGAGGGACUGUCGCUGCCUCCAAACGAAAUGGACGAACUUGUACAGUUAAGCUUACGACCAGAGUCGGCAAACGACGUGACAGAGGACCCAAGCACAAAUGGCGAUAUUAACCAGAGUAGGGAAGUACAUGGUAAUGAAAAUGACGCGAAUAGGCUGAACAAACAAGUAGAAGAAACGAUGGAAACACCGGGUGAUGUCGAAGAAACACCGCCGCAGUCCACCGUUACGUUUUGGAUACAACGCACUUGGUUGUCCUACGAGUGAAUUUCCUUUCAUUUGGCAAGACCCUAACGUGGGAUUAGUUCAAAUACGAGAUUCAUGGUUUGAUCCACCUUGGAUUGGACCGAUACAACCUCCGAUGAUACCAGUACCGUGGAUGAGUCCAAUACAGAAUCCCAUGUUCCGCGCACAAGUGAUGAACCCUAUGAUAUCACCACCGCCUUUUGGUCACUACCCAACGUUAUUGAAGACAAAGAAGAACAAGUACUCAUAUUAAACAUUCACAUUUAUAUUUAAAAAAAACUUAGGAUUUCACUGUACUUGAUACAAAUUAGUUAAAGUAAGGUAACUUACGUAUUUGGGAUCUUUAGUGUCUUGAAGAGAGAGAUUACGUUUCGGUUAGUGAGCUGGCUUCAUCAACCAACUCGAGUGUCUGAAUUGUGAAGGAUACAUAUAACUUGGAACAGUUGCGUUUUAAGAAGAUACAGAUCUAAAAUGUCAGAGAUGGCAUUCAAGAAGGAGGGGAGAGUGUAGCCGUGUAAGAACAAUUAAGAAACAGCUUUAAAGACUGGGACUCAGUGUCAGGGGUUAUGUUGUAGAAACGGGCUCAGAAGAAUAGUCUAGCGCUUUUUAAAAAGAUAAUAAAACGAACACAUGUUUUGUAAAAGUUUUAUUAAAAUACUCCUUUAAUGUGAAUAAAAUGUUAAACAAAAAUAACUCGGAGUAACACGUGCACUUAUUAAUUUAACGUGGUCGGUAUAUCAAUCGACAUAAAAUCCCGUAUACAAGAAUCCCGAGCGCAUCUACAUUAUCCUGUAUGAAUAAACACGAGUGAUCAUUUGAAUCAUUCGUAUCUGCGUGUUAAUGCAAGAUUAAAUAUAUGACCUGACAUGGCGAGUUGUCCACGUCAUCUGGCGCCAUUGCACCUGUUGUAUAGCGUGAUUGAUUGAAUAUUUGAAUACGUUGUUAUGCAUACCAUUUUCGAGUCUAAGCUACUUCAGAAAACUUAAUUAUGAUGCAAAUACAAUCUUAUCUCGACUCAGAAUUCCAGAGGAGGUCGGACAAGCAGGCCGCAAAGCAUCAUGGGUUUGAGCGCCUAAUCCCAGGCGUGGCUUCAAUGACUCUUUGACUGUCGUGGAGUGAACAUCUCUCUGAGUAAACAAAUAUGGAAGCAUUCGAAAGACAAGAUUGUUAGGCUGCAAUACUUCGUGAAAAUAGCAUGUUAUUGCUGUAUUGUUGUGAUCCUCAUUAUGACGUGUGAGUUACUACACCAUGUUUACCUUAUAUUAAAUUGCAUGGGACGUGCUGUCUUUUAUAGCUUUAUAAAUAAUCCGCGAAGGAAUUGUGUUUUAAAUAUUCCCAAUAGCAAGGCAGCUCUUCUUUCUAUUAAAGUUGCAUGGAAUCUCCGUGUAUUAUCAACGUGAAAACAAGCGCAGUAUUUAAGGUUGGUAUCCUACAAUGCACCACAGUUGACUUGUUUCAAAUUUCCUCUUUGCUGUUUUCAAUAUUGUACUGUAAUUUUAUAAACACACUGUAUAAAUUAUGGCGUAAUAUUUCAAAUAUUAAAUUCAACCCUUUAGUUUGACCCUAUUCCUGAUGAGUGAUGAAUUUGCUAAUGAAAACAUCCAGCAUAUGCUUUUGGAUUUCAGUGUGGAUCAUAUAUUGACAGCGAAUACAAUUGAUGAUGGAUAUUGGUUUUCAGAUGAGUCUGAAGGUAUUGUUAUUUGUAUGUAUUUUAUAAAUUUUUGCUGAGUAUGAUGCCUGUUUGUAUCUAGUUGUGCAUGGUUGUUUAAAUGUGCAAACUGUAGUUUAAUAUUUUUCAAUUUUCAUCUAAACAUUGUUCGUGUGUUGUUCUAAUACACAGACCUAACACAGUUAGAUAUAUUAAGAAUUUAGAGGUUACAUGUGCUUUUGUGUAAGGUUGCUAAUUUUAAAGACGACGGUGCAUGAAAUAAUAAUUUUCUUGUUAUGAUUUUGUAGAAAGAGAUUCACCGUACUUGAGUUGUUGGCUGGUCUUGAGCCUGUUCAGGAUGGAUAUGAUGAAAGAGGUGAUCAAGGUGAUAGGGCAGAAAGUGAUGACAAGUUAAGUGAUGAGGAGGAAGAAAUCACCCAGGCUGUACCAUUCAAGUGCAUCUGUGCUGCUCAUGAGAACCACUACCCUACCAACCAACAUCAUUUGGAAAAGGCAUACCUCACUCUUCAUGAAAAAGAUAAACCAGUGAAUGUAAGAAUACGGCCAGAGCCAUUGAAUCCAAGGGACCCAAGUGCAAUAGCAAUUGAUCAAGAGUAUGGAACUGGAUGGCCCCAUGUUGGUUAUAUAUUGCUGUUGAACUAUGCAAGUAUCCGCACCCAUUAAUUGCUGCAAGAGAUGUCGUGGAUGUCUAUGUUCAGCAUAUCAAGUAUAGGGUUGAAUUUUUUAAAAUAGGAUUUUAUCCAAAAAAUUUUGUAGAGACAUGGUUUGUGCAUGGGAGACUCAAGUGGUAGGAAAAGCAUGAGUGUACGUUGACAGAUGUUUUUUUAUAUAAAUAAUAGCAACUAACUAUGUUUAGCAAGUUAUUGAAGUGCAUUCAUUUUAAUUGGCUAACUUUUUACAUUUUUUCCAGCAUUUUUUAAACAAACCACAGGUUAUAAAUGAUAACUUUCUAUAUCUAAUUAAAACAAUCUGUCAUGUACACUCAUGCAAAAUAAGUACAUAACUGUAAAAAUGUGCUUUAGUAAAUAAAUGAGUAAUUUAUCCAUGCACAUGAUGCACUUGACCUACUUUGUUUGUAUUUUUUCAGAUUAAAAUUAAUGCAACAAUAAAACAAGAAGAUGUCCAUUUAUAUAAUGCACAAGUCAAUUCCUGGAGUAACCAUCCCCCCAGGAAUUUGCCUGAUAGACAGUUCACGGGGGUUGGGAAUUUGCCUGUCAUAACGUGCACAGGGGCCGGGUAUUGUUAUAGUCGCUGAGGACCCCAGGGAUUUGACAAAUAGUUUCACUCUUGCGGAACUUACUACCUGUGCCAUGCGAAUAAAGUUUAUAAUAUUCCAUGGCAGUUUAAUAGUAUGUUAUUAAAUGACUAUGCCUAUGAUAUGCAUUCAUCGUCCCCGGGGUGGGGCAUUUUCCACUCUCAGCUUGCCCAAGGGCCGUGCAUUAGUCUCCUAGUUGUGUCCCGGCACACUUCUUCUGUUAACUUUGCACUAUCGUAACCAGUCAAAUCAAAUGCCCGAGGGUGUUCCCCGGGGAGAGGGUGUUCCCCUGGAAUUGACUCGUGCAUAAUAUUUAUUAAAUUUCAAUAAAUUGACCACAAUAACAUGCCUAUGAUAAUUAUAAUUUGAUAUACAAUAUGAUGUAUAUGAUAAUACAAUAAAAAUUUGUUUUAUUGUUUUAAAACAAGUGGAGCUCUCUGCUUGUUUAAAAUGGGCUGUUAUAACACUGAGUUAUCCAUGCUCAGGAUUCUGCAGCUCGAUUUGCAACAAAAACAUCGGGAUCAGGCGAUCAGCUCGUAUGAGAAUAUGUACACGAUCCAGUCGCGUCGGCCAGAGACAGAAAAAAACUUUGAAAAUCGCACAGAUAUAAAUUCUAUAAAAAUAUUGAAACAACUCCUAAGUCUUCUAAAUACUAUUUUAACACUUUAACAAAAAUUCAUUGAAAAUAUAAUCUUUGAUGGCGCAAAUUCUUUCCAAGGUAUUAGACGCCAUUUUAGCGAGCGUCGAGUUGACAAUAGUCGCUUCAAUGGCCAAUAUCUCGAAAACUGCAGGGGGAUCACCGGGAUCAUUCCUGCAGAUUUAAAACUUGUAUGUUUUUCUUGACGACUGCCAAAAAUGAGGAAAAUUGAACCAUGGAAAUUCUAGAUAUUUCAUUUUAAACAUUGUAAACAUAUUUAGACUUGAGUCAACACGUCGCGGGGAGUCGUCUAACUUCAAACAUCAAAAUAACAUUGAGAAUAACGUUUAGAUCAGAUAUUUUUGCAAAUAUCACCAGAUCUUUAGCAGUCGUACUACUACACUUGAAAUUUUGCAAGAAAAUUUUAAUAUUAAUGUUUUUUCUCGAUUUAUUUUCCGUCGAAUACAAAUUUUUCUGCCCAAAUUCUGCAGAAAACACGAUGGAAAAUACAGCGAUCUCAUUGGUCGAGAGCUCACGUGACAACUCGCUAAUUGUUUUCCAACCUCCUCUGUCAGAAUUCGUAACUUAUUUUAUGAACAGAUCGAACCAAUCAUAUACAUUGAUGACAGCGCCAUAUCAUAAUUUUACUUGCUCAUUUUUACUUGCUCAUAUUUUUCCAGGCAGCCGUCAUUGAAUUUACUUUGCUGGGGGUAAAGUACAUGGGAAAAAAUAAUGGUGGUCAUGGUGGAUGUAUUGUGAACAUGGCAUCGGGUGCAGGUAUUUAUUCUCUAAAUAUUUAAAUACUAGAAAAACAUGCUUGAGGCAAACCUAUAUGUAUCAUCAGUUCAUCACCUUGAAAAUUACUUCACCGAACAGAAAGUUAAGUCGAACCUCGUGAAAGCUAAUUUACGAGCUUCCAUUGUCAUGGUGUCUAGAAUCGGUGUUGCACUUCUUGGUCUUCCUCUCCCCCCUUCGUGAAGGCCUUUCGAUGAACUUGGUGUUUCUUAUUAUAGAGUUAAAUAAUGUCAUACAACAUAUUGCCAAUCUUCUCCGGCAAGUUACCACAAUUUGACUACCAGGUGUUCAUAGAAAGAACUUGAAUCUCUGAUGAGUGAUAUUGUGCUUAAGAGGCUGUCCGCCUAAGAGCGUUCCAAUCGUUUUCGCGUCAGAAAUUAAAAGUCCUUAAUUUUUCAUUUAAAAGGACUUGAUGUAUAAGUUUCAAAAUGGGUAUUCUUUUGAGCUCAAUCUUUUUUCCGUUCAGAUACAAAACCAAUUUCGUUUUCUAGACUAGACACCCGUUUUGAGGCCGAUUCCGUACCCGAAAUUUGCCAAAAUCUAGAGGUGCGCUGCAGGAAAACAAACAAGUGUCAGCAAAACAUUUCUAUACCAUAAUAUUAAGAUACAUUUUAAUAGUUCAUGACUGCAAGAUCGUGGACAAACAUAAAAAUAUAAAUAAACUAAGCCCACUUAAAGACGCCCGUAUGCUAAGGCGAUCCGAAUAUAUAAAAAUUUAAACAAAAUUAGAGGCUAAAAUCUCGAAUUCGGCGCCGAUAUUGAGGACAAAUCACAUUCUAUAGUCGAGAUCUUACCACGUGCUGAUAGUUUAUUGUAUCAAAGUUGUGGGUAUCCCUUUGAAUUUGACGCGAGUUUAACUUCCAUCUCGAGUAAUACGCCAUUGUUUACAAUAUCUUGUUGUCAAGUGACGGGCGCAGAGAAAUAUUCAAACACGCAUUAUAGUAAUUAUACGGCAUUCCCGAGCAAAGUUUUAUCCAUAGAAACAUCUUUGACGUGUAAUUCUUUCAAACUUUUCUCCUGGACCAGUGUUUUAGCGAAAGAAUGAGAAUAUUUAGUAAGCCGUGUUUCAUUCGAAAAGUGUCUGUUUCAAAAACUUUCACUGACAAGCUAGCUGUACUUUAUAUAUAGCAAUAUAAUUUCCACAAUCAAAGUUCGUUUGCUUAUUAUAUCCUUUGCUACUGCAGGUUUUGCACAGUAUCUUUGACAUUGCCAUUUCUAUUUACCAUAGUUUCCUGUCUGACUUGGCGUAAAAAUAAUGAAUGUAAUGUAAACCCGACUGCAUGGCCAAAAAUAGAAUGUUCUAAUUAUUUACAGGCAUGUCACCGAGACACAUCAGUGACAUCACGCAACGACUGAUAUAUUAUUAGACCAAAAGUAAUUCGAGGUUCUGCAGUCAUACUCUCGUAGUCAAACAAGAUUGCUAUCAUGGAAUAUUAUUCUCUAAAUUAUAUUCUCAGGAAUAUUUUCUGUAGCAAUCGUAAACAACUGACUUUGCUUCGGUCAGCCUUUCUGUUCUUUUUGGGUACGCAAGUUUUAACAUGAGUAGUUGGCCACAAAUUGUGUCCAUCCUGAAACAGUUAUACCCUAAAUAGAUAGACAUUUUGGUUUGUUUAUACACCGAGAAAGCGCCGGGCUUCUACUAUAUUAUAAUUUUGGCCGUUUAAUGUCACAGCAAAUUCGCAUUUUUCUGAUACUUAUACGACUAUUAAUUGUGCAAUCGUCACAAUAUGUUACAGUAACUCUAGGCAGGGGGGGGGGGCAGGCAACGCCCUGAUCACAAGUGAAGCUGGUUGUAUAAAAUAAAAGGUAAUUUAUAUAAGUAGCUACAGGUCUCGCAACGCCCUGUUGUCAAAUUGAAAUGGCAUCGUCUACGACAGUGAAGUGUUUUAUGUAGUACUACUUAGUGAAUGCAAAAAUGAUAUAACAGCCCAUUUGCAGCGAUGUCAUCUUUCAAAAGGAGGAAUAAAUAGCGAAGAGGAGUUGAUUAUGAUGCGGGCUGGAUUCCUUUACCCAACAGAGCAACAAUUCCAAACAAUGUUUGUAUGCCCGAGACAUCCAGCGAAUCUUGGCGAAUUCUGGGGAAACCAGAGUCGAACUUCGGCAUGCCAAUACCCUGAGCACAGAGGAAAGAAGAAAGGCGUCAAGAACGAUAGAGUAGUGUCCGUAAAGAUCGCACGAGAAGUCCAGCAAAUGUUUGCUGUUAUUAUUCCCGUCGGAAUGGGUAAGGCUAUGACGAAUUUUUUCGAACUGAUAGCGCAAUACACAGUAUAUUCUCUUUAAUUGUGCCCUUUCCAAACAUUACCAAAUUUAAACCAAAAACCAUUAUACACAGUCUUUUAAACGAUUAUUUGGGUUGCUAUUGUUUCUAGCUAUAUGCAACAGCUGUAGAAAAAGACAUAAUGAAAAACUAAAGGAAUAUCAGCCAUCGCGCCUUGAAGAAGACGACACCUAA
Messenger RNA from Paramuricea clavata, 37725 nucleotides. NCBI's taxonomy places the organism in Eukaryota, Metazoa, Cnidaria, Anthozoa, Malacalcyonacea, Plexauridae. The record is from the annotation of a GenBank genome assembly.